Messenger RNA from Poecilia latipinna (sailfin molly), 8104 nucleotides. RefSeq names its product zinc finger protein 638-like. NCBI's taxonomy places the organism in Eukaryota, Metazoa, Chordata, Actinopteri, Cyprinodontiformes, Poeciliidae. Bases 852 to 7202 code for a protein of 2116 amino acids. Gene Ontology annotation, cellular component: nucleus. Gene Ontology annotation, molecular function: zinc ion binding; nucleic acid binding. The record is from RefSeq and is a predicted model, not a curated record. The transcript is spliced from 17 exons.
GGAGAAGCAAAUGUUUUAUCCAGGUGUUUGUUGAGAUUAACAUAUUUUAAAAUGCAACCUUUGUACUCUAGGCUCCAGGUCUUUAUUAGACUUAUUACCAGCCAGUAAGCUCUGUUACAGAUCAUUUGAGUUUUAGGAUUUGUCAAGACAAAUAUAUAAUUUUAUUCUCUUAAAACUGAUUGUAUCAUAAAAGUUAUGGUCAUUGUAUUAAACCAGAAGGCUCCAACAGAUACAGCCAUCUAAAAUGAAAAACCUGUGGCUAACAGACUUUUUUUUAGUUGCUUAAGCAAAUACAACAAAAUCAAAACAAACAAAUUCUAGGGAUGUAUUAAUUCCAGUGACAGUGUUUCCUCUAUUCAUUCUUAAAUAGCAGAAACAUUAGCUUUCUAUUCUUUCUCACUUAUUAACACCUGAAUCUUUUUAAGAUAUCUGCCUAGCUAACAGAAGAGUUGGCUAAUGGGCAGGGAACUUCCAAUUGUUGGAUUUCAUUCAUCCACCAAGCUAAAGUCUAGCCCCAGUCUCUAACCCCAUUCUCUGUUCCUUUAAACUUUUCAGCUUUUCUUUGCUUUUGUAGAAUUGCAGCCCGUGUUGUGCUCCUGGGCACCGAAGAAGCCCCCCAUGUUGGCGGGCUUCCCGGGAGCUUGCCACUGCCCAGAGGGCAGGCUCCAUCUUUCCAGUUGGGUCAGCUAGAUCUAUGAACAAUGUCGUCCUGGUCUGCGGCUGUCCUGUGACCUGAACGACAAACUCCCAACGCACCUGCUCCAAACUUAGCCACAAAACCACCUUCGCCGACUGCUGUGGGCAUCGGUCUCCUGAACCUUCUGAAGACCCUUCUGAAGACUGCUGACACCAUGUCUCAUCCCAUGUAUAAUCCUUUCAACCCUGGUAAGAGGAUGCGGCCCCAAGGAGCAUAUGUACACCCAGGUGGACAAAUGGAGAUGAACCCUCGGAGGCCACCACCUCACCCUGGCGCUGGUUCCAAUUCCGGCUCUUCUGGGUCUACUGCCAUCAACUGUGGACCAUCUGGAGGACCUAUCCCGUCCCUUCUGAGUUUGCCAAUAAACUACAGACCUGAGAGAAGUACGGUACCAGUAGACAAGGACAUAGACCAACGUUUGGACUUGAACAUCAGCAGAGCCAGGGAGGAGGCUAUGCAAAAUUCUGCAAGCCAAAACACCCAAUUUACCAAUGUUGAAAGAGACACGUUUCCAUCCACAAACACUGGGAUGCAGUCAUAUUUGCCACCUCCUGCUGCUCAAGUGAACAUACCCUUCACUGUCGAGAGAGACAGCACCUCCUUGAACUGGGCCUCAGUGGAAGAGUCGUCAAAAAUGUAUCCUUCUGCUCCACCCACCUUCCUAGGCAGUGGUGAAGGUGGGAAUCAGUCCUUUGUUAGUUUGGGUAAUUAUGACACUUGUAUGUCUGACAAAUCUGCGCCUCCUUGGGAGUCCAUUCACUCCACAUACACUUCAGAAUCGGCCACGGACAUCCUCCAGCAGUUUGGGCUUCUGAGGGAAGACCUGCACCGCCUAACGUCAUACCCCGAACACCAGAUCACCCCCGACAACCUGCCUUUCAUCUUAAGGCAAAUCCGACUGGAGAAGGAGACGAGAGCGCCAACUUCAGUUCACUCAACAUCCUACGAUGAAGCUCAACCCAUGAGGAGUAUGGGUGAAAUGGACGAGUUGAUUACCUCCAGAGGGCCAGUGUUGGAUCCAGAUCAAGUAACUUUGACGGUUGUCAAACAAAGCAAAGUGAUUGACUAUGGACAUUCCUCAAAAUCAGAGUUGUCCUCUUUUGGUCAACUGAACAAGGACACAGAUUUAAGACAACUCAUGCCUGAAGUUCCAUCCAAGAACCCAGGACCAGCUCACCAGGCAGCCUCUGAAACCCAGCUGUCCAAACCACCCUCGAAUUUGAUUCGCGGAGUUCAUCCUGGGCGCCCUGGACUCGUGCUUAUUGGCAGCAAUGUCCAGAGUCAUGAUGACAAUCAGCGCAAAUCUACAAGGCAAGCCUCAAAAGCUCCUGAUUUGGAGAUGAAGAAUAAAACCAAGGGUGGACUGAAGCAACAGCUACAGAGGCACCAGGGACCUCCACAGCCUGUGACGAAGCCACCACCAUUUCUACAACACAUGCAUCCUGCUCCACCUAAUCCAGGGCCAAGCAAGAUGGAUGCCAUGACUCGUGCUGGGCCGCCAAAGCAUCUGCCGCCGCUAGCCCUUAUGGAAGACUGCUCUGCAGCAACACCAAGACUAUUUCCUCAUACCUGUUCUCUUUGUAUUAAACAAUGUACCAAUUUGAAGGACUGGGUCUCCCACCAGAAUACUGGUCUUCAUCUUGGGAACACCACACUACUAAGGGACAGAUACCCUGAGUGGGAUGGGAGGACUCCAGAUUUCUUGAGUGCUUCGGCUUUAGAUUCCCAUCCUAAACACGCAACUCGUGGCCAUAAUUUGCAGAACCGCCGACAGACAUCGUUUCAAAAGAACAUAUCGCGUUUGCCUGCUCCUCACCGCCGACGUGGGUCAGAGGACAGAAAGGAAAAACGGGACAAAAGAUUUAGUCCUGCAAGAUCUCAGAGUCCGCUCCACCAUCAUGGCUCUGAAAGUAGAAGAGGGGGACGGAGUAGCAGAUCACGGUCGCCGCAUGCCUCCAAACACACUCACAGGCCCCGCUCUGAUUCUUAUGAUCGCCAAACUUUGUCACGCUACCGCUCACGUUCAAGAAGUUACGACAGACUGUCCUCUCCCAAGAGGAGGGAAGCCAAGCGGUCGUCGCCGAGGAGAAGCUACGAGCGCCGAUCGUCUCCAAGAAGAAGCUACGAGAAACGCUCGUCACCGAGGAGAAGCCAUGAAAGGCGGUCAUCAGGAGAGAGAUCAGUGUCAGGGCAUAGGAGGUCCAGAAGUGCCGACAGGCUGGCUAAAAGAAUCCUGGGAAAAAAAGCUGUUCAGUCUCUGUCCAAACAGACCGACCUGGAGGCCAUGGUUAAAACUCUGGCUCCCGUUUUACUGGCUGAGCUGGUGAAUUUAAAAUCCUCCGCUGCCUCGUCGUCCUCAAAGACAGAGAAGACGACUUCUUCCCAUAAAUCAUCCAAGGCCACGUCCAGCCGCCCAAAGAGCGGGACAAGCUCUUCAACAAAGCCUGCGCCUGGUAGAUCCAUGACUCCCUGCAUGGUGAAUUUCUCUGGUGUUUUUACUUCUCUUUCGCACACCGACAUGGUCGAAUCCUUGGAGAAAUUUGGAAAAGUAAAAUCGCUAGUUAUGUACAGAUUAACAAAGAAGGCGCGUGUGAUUUUUGAGAAAGCAGAGGAUGCAAAAAAACUGCAGUGCUUGACGAGAUGCAACGUGAAGGGAUUGCCCAUCUCUGUUGACAGACCACUGGGCACCACUUUGAAGAAGUCUCUGCAGAAGACAGCUCCACAGAAAAAAUCUGGUGUCUCCAGUUCUGAAACUACCAAAUCCCACGUCACUGUGAAAGUUAAAAAGCUUGCAUCGUCUGAGACUAAAAACACCACAGCAGGCAAAUUUGUCUCAAAAGCAAAAGUCUUGGUUUCCAAAGCAAAAGGCAUCGCAACAAAGAAGGUCUCUAAAACUGUCAGCAAAUCCAGUAUGAAGGCGAAAAGCACUGGGAAGACGGUUGGAGGGAAAAAUCAGGCUUCAGUGGUCCCAAAAUCCAAGAUUGCAGGAAAGAGACCCCCUGCUGAUAAGGCUAAAAAACCGGUGACAAACUCAAAACUUGUGAGAGACGGUGUCAAAUCUGCACCAAAUAAGGCAUCACAGGUCAGAAAGCAGCCUAACAAAACCGUAGCAGGAAAAACAUCAACUUCUAAACCAAAAACCACCGUCAAAGCUGAAAAGAGAUCUGCAAAGUCUGAAGAGAAAUCUGCAAAGUCUGAAGAGAAAUCUGCAAAGUCUGAAGAGAAAUCUGCAAAGUCUGAAGAGAAAUCUGCAAAGGCUGAAGAGAAAUCUGCAAAGGCUGAAGAGAAAUCUGCAAAGGCUGAAGAGAAACCUAUGAGAUCUGAAGCUAAAUUUAAAGAAAAACCUGUGAAAUCUGAAGAAAAAUCUGUGAAAGCUUCAUCAGAGAAGCAGAAAAAUACUGCAACUUCUGUGGAAGAUCGGAAAACCAAAACUGAAGCUGAGGAAAAGCAGAAAUUGUCUCUAAGGAAGACAGAUACACAGCAAGUUUCUCAAACAUCUGCAAAAGCUUCUGCUGAAUCCUCCACCAUAACAUCCGUCAGUGAUCCGGGUAAAAAUGCUGCUGAACUUCCCCAUGUGGAUGAUAACAGCUUCAAGACUUUAACAGCAGCAAUGAACAAGAACAGACUGACUGAAAGAGCCGCAACUGAAAACAGGAACAAAGAGAGCAAGACGACUCCUGAGGAUGCAAAACAGAAACACCCACCCCACACAAAAGACAAAACUAUACAUUCUUUAGGAGAAUUUGAUGAGCUUGACUUUUACUCUGGAGAUUUUGUAACAGUUGAUGAAAUUAAUGAAGAUGUUGAAGACAUGGUUGUAGAAGAUCGCUCUUCCUCACCAAAGCCAACAUCCAGAGAGACAAAAGACAAGCAGAGCUCAGCUUCCAGAAAGACGUCAACAAAGUCGGCCUCUUCCUCAUCCAAGUCUUCAAAAGGCAACUCAUCCUCUCGAUCCACUUCGUCAUCAGCAAACAAGCAAAAAAGCCUCCAUGAGUCCAAGAAAUCUGAAACCAAAACUACGUCUGCCAGGGGAACUAAAAGUUCCUCCUCACUUUCAAAGUUUGGGAAAACUCCACCUUCCUCUGGUCAGAAAUCUCAGUCAAACCAGAGUAAGCCUCCCGUUCGGUCAUCAAAACCCUCAUCCGCAGGUGGAAGUGUCCGUUCACCAGCGGCAGCCACUAAAUCAUCUGUAAAAACUCAGUCGGUGCAUAAAAAGGAUGCAAAACCUACACAGGGUGCAGUGGCAAGGUCUGACCACCAUGUGUCAGCAGAGAGCUGUUCCGCAAAAAAGAAUGAAUCCAUCAAUGAGAGGAAGAAAACCCAAGCAAAGGAUAAGAAAAAUGGCACACAGGAGACGAUGGGCAAUGAGAAUAAACAAGUUCUUAAUUCAAUUAAUGAAAAAUCUGAUGAACAGAAAAACAAGGAUGACAAUCAAGACAAAAGAACUGAAAUCCAAAUAUCUGGACCUGAGCAGGACCAUCUCACUCAUCAGGGAGCUGAUAAUGACAACGGCCCAUCAGAUGAAUGCCAGGAAAUGGAAGUAGAUGAGUCCACCAAGCUGCAGGACGGUGCACUUAAAGAUCAGGCUGCCACAGCUGAUGAUGGAGAAGAAGUUCCCACAAGGAUGCAGGUUUCUGAAAAUGAUGAGGCUAAAGAAGCCCAGAGUUCUGACGGAUCAUCUGAUAAAAACCAAGUGACAAGUGAAGAAACCAACCAGACUCCAAAUAUCAGUGGUGUAAAACAAAAAGAUGACAUCCUUUUAUCAGAGAGAGUCUGUGAAACCUCCAAAGAGGUUGGUCAGACCUCUAACAAAGACCACAAUGGCAGCAAAGACACUUUGAAAGACCAGAAACUGGUAGUUCCCACUGACUUUCUGUCUAAAGCAGAGGAUGAACCCACAGAUGAAGAGACUUGCAAGGUCAUAGAUUCAUUGGACGAUCAACCCGAAAAAACUGAGACGGAAUCAGAACGAGCAACAAAAGACAGUAAAAUCGUCUCUGGAGAUCCCAAACCAACUGGAGAAGGUGAGUCAAAAAGCAAAACAUCUAAAGGUGAAAAAGAAAAAUUACCAAAGCAACAGGACAAAACAAAGCCUGCAGUACAAAGAAAGGACAGCAAGAUAGAAAAAGAAGAGAGUCUUGAGGAUUUCGAGGAAAUGGUCUAUGAAGUUGUGGACUCCAUUGAAGACGAUUCAGUUCAAGAGCCCUCAACCACAGGGAGUUGUAGUAGGAGACAAACACCCAGAGGAAACAGAAAAGAUGAGAAGACAUCACCUCCUGUAGAAGAACCUAAGAAAUCUGACGACGAAGAAGAGGAAGUGUUCACAGUUUUAGACUCUGUGGAAGAGGAAAGUCCCAGUGAAAAACCAGUGGUGACGAGAUCGACUAGAAGAAGAGAAAACACAGCAAAGAAAGCUGAAGAAAAUACUAAGACGAAGGAAGACAAGACCCCCACAAGAAGAAGAUGCACACCAGUCAGAGAUUCUAAGGAAAAACAGAAAACUCCAAAAAAAGAUGUUCCUCUAAACGAAAGUGCACCAACAAAGACGAGUGACCCUGGGGAGGCGGACGCUACUCAUCAGGAACUGGACCAUGUUGAGUAUGACCAACCAACUACACAGAAACCAAGAAGAGGAAGACCAAAGAAAGACAGCAAAACUAGUAAAAAACAAACUGAGGAAGAAAAAGAAGAGCCUGUUUAUCAGAUUGUAGAUUCUCCAGAAGAAGAUCAAGAAAAAAACAUGACGGUAGAAUCCAGCCUGCAGAAAGAAAGUCAGACAAAAAUUGAAAUGGCUGCAAAUGACGAUACAGUUUCCUCACAGAUAAAAGAUCCACGGCGACCUAUUGGAGAGGAGGAUGAUGAAGCAGGGGCCGCUAGAGAGGAUCAACCUGCAGAGAAACAGAGGAGUACGUCAAAAAUAGACCAUAGGAAAGAAGAGAAGAGGAAAGAGUCGAUGGAAGGAGCUACUGAUGAGUCAGUGAAUCUACCUGAGAGAGGAGGGAAAGACGCGUCGGCUGCUGCGACUUACAACAGAGAGAUCGCAGAGGAAGAAACUCAGGAGGUUGUUGCUCCUAAAGAGGCAGACGAGGAUCGACGGGAAAAGCAGGGAACUCGGGACCAAUCAGUGGGCCGUCUAAAGAAUUUGUCGACUUCAGAUGACAAGAAAGAAGAAAAGGAGGAAAACGUACAAACUUCAAAGUCUUCUAAACGUAAACAUGACGACAACACAGUUGUUGAUAAACAGGAGAAAGAUCUGACCAAACCCGAAGUGAAGCGAUCCCGUUCUCAGUCUCCAAGUGUUCCUGUGGACUUCCAGCUGCCGCCAUUUAACCCCAGCAAUCCUCUGGGUGAGGAAUUCGUGGUCCCCAAGUCUGGAUUUUUCUGUAACUUGUGCUCCAUUUUUUAUUUGAAUGAAAGCACCGCCAAGAAAAUCCACUGUAGCAGCCAGAAACAUUACGACAACCUGCAGAAACAUUACCAGAAGCUAAAACUGAAAACUUCAUGAACGGCGACUCCAAGUGUCCACGAAUCUUUCUUCCGACUGAUCGAUUCACAACUGCACUUAAUUUUUCUAUAAGAAGAGAAACCAGAGACUUUCACCCAUUUCAUGUGUUCAUCGUUCACCAUGAUGCUACCAGUCAGUUGAGAACAUUUUUAAAAUCUUUUUUCUUUUAGAUUUUUUUAUGCUUUCUUUAGUUUUAGAUGCAAACACUGACAGACGUAUCCUAAAGUUUAAGUGGGAAAUAAAAGAAACAAACGUAGUUCCUUUCCGUUCUGGGAAAGUGUGGAAAAGUCUUUGGAUAAUGAACAUUUUUUUAUCCCUUUUUUGUAAAUGUGAUGUCCUUCUUUCUUCUUGCCUUACUCCCUUAUUUCUUUGUUUUUUGUGACCUUCCUCUCUUGUUUUUGGUUCUGCUGUUUGUUCAUUUUUUUCCUUCCUUUCCCUCCCUGUGCCCUAAUUUCUCUUUUCUUCCUUCCAUUGUCAUCUUUCUUGUUUUUCUCUUUCUUCUAUGCAUCCUAUUUUCUGUCCUUCAUUCCUUUCUCCUUCUGUGUCGUCCACAUCUCCUCCUUACUGUCUUUUCUUGUUUCCUGGCUUCUGCACUAAUUGGUACAGAAACUACUAGCUAGUAGUAACUAGUAGGUUGUUUGAAUCUAGUGCUUGUUUGAUGCCCGUACCAACUAGCUACUAGUUGGAACUAUAAGCUAGUAGCUAGCAGAAGCUACUGUCUACCACUAUUUAGUAGCUGAUAGUUGCAUCUAGCUAGUAGCUUCAAACUAUAAACUAUUAUAGAUGCUAGACGCUAAUCGCUACUUGCUAGUUGUAGCUUGUAGCUUCUGCUAGCUAGUUGUGUCUGAACUCUCCUGCUUUUCCAAAAUCCUUUCCUUGUUCUUUUCAUCCUUUUUAAAAAA